AAACUAAGGUAAAUAACUCAUCAUGCCCAGACCUGCAACUUAAACAGUCCUUCCCUCUGCGUAGGUGGAGAGCAACAUUAAAAGGGAUGAAAGACCUUCGUUCUUCCUAUCUUGUUCAGACGAGGCAAAAUGCUUUCUCUAGUGGUGAUGAUGCUCGCAUUGGGCAUUUAUGCAUCGACAGCAGAGGUCCCAACUUACCAGCUUGAGGACCCUGCCACAGGUCGCAUCCUCACAUGCACGCGCUGCCCCGCUGGAUACCACAUGCGCUCGCACUGCACUCCUACCCAAGACACCGUCUGCUCGCGCUGUCCAGAGCACCAUUUCACGCAGUUCUGGAACUACUUGCCCAAAUGCCUGUACUGCAGCACAUUCUGCGUAGAGAACCAGUACGUUAAGAAAGAAUGCUCCCCUACAAACAACAGAGUUUGUGAGUGUCAAGAAGGUUAUUACUGGCAAGCUGACUUCUGCAUCAAGCACACGGAGUGUCCAUCUGGAUACGGCGUCCAGAAGAAUGGUACAGUUCACAGUGAUACAAACUGCGAGAAGUGUCCGCGAGGCACGUUUUCUGCAACCAAGUCAUCGAGCGCGCCCUGCGUAAAACACACUGAUUGCGCAUCGAUGGAUCUUGUUGUGGCGCUGAAAGGAACCGGUUGGCAUGACAACAUCUGCGUGGCAUGUGAGACUCUACAGAUUGAUGGUGGUAUAACCGUACUGAAACAAAUAAUGCAAAACAUCUUUGCACAUGAAAAAAUACGGCUUUCCAAACUCAGCCGAAUUUUGAGGCAUGGUUUGGGCCAGAGACUGCAAGGGAAACGCUCUCUCUUCUCCAGACGACAAUUCUUACUAUAUUCCUUUUUCGAAUGGAUUAGAGGCGCUAGAAUAGACCAGUUGAGAGAAUUACCAAAGAUGCUUGAAGAAAGAAACAUCCGUAAUACAGCAGAAAAAAUUUUAAAGGAGUUUGAUGCCUCAAAUUGCCUUAUGAAUGAUACAAAAAUGUCAACUACUGAUAAUAAAUUAUAGAUUAUUAAAUUUUUGUGAUUCUUUUAUGUGAAGGCCAGUAAAUACUUGCUCAAUGUGUCUUUGUGGCUGUUAUUUAUAAUACUUUUACUGAAUUUACACACUGAAUGUUACUGAAUUAUGACACUGUGCUCAUGUUUUAAUAGACUGUCUUGACAUGAUGGAAAAAUGUAUUAUUAUGGUCUGUGCCGAAAGAAAUAUCCAUCCCUUUUGAACACUAAUUGAACCACCUGUUUGAAUGAUCUUGCUGUACUCUUUCUCUUCCUAUGAUAUGCUUUCAUCUUUAACACACAAAACAAAGCUGCUUUAUGUGGAAAUGUUUCGACUUGUUCUGGGGAAACCUUAGCCGAUAUAUUUUAACUGACAAAAGGAAAGGUGUUGCCCCUCAAACCUUUUUGACAGUGUCCAAUUACAAAAAAUAUACCUUUUAAGAUUUAACUAAUGCCUUGGGGUUUUUGGCUACUACAAUGAAACACAGCACCGCACUGUGCUACA
This is a messenger RNA of Xyrauchen texanus (razorback sucker), 1512 nucleotides long. Its product is annotated as tumor necrosis factor receptor superfamily member 11B-like. Gene Ontology annotation, molecular function: protein binding. The record is from RefSeq and is a predicted model, not a curated record. The transcript is spliced from 4 exons. Lineage: Eukaryota; Metazoa; Chordata; Actinopteri; Cypriniformes; Catostomidae. Bases 130 to 1020 code for a protein of 296 amino acids.